AUGUAUUUGAUAGCUUACGUUGAUGUAGAAAUGUGGAAGCAGCCAUGUGAGAGGUGGCUCACAGGUAUGAAUAUGGAGGAUAAAUCCUUGGUUGCCAUGGUGUGUUGGAAUCUUUGGGUAAAUAGAAACAAUGCCGUGUGGAAUAAGAAAUGGGGGACUGUGGAUUCCAUUAUUGGAGCUGCUACUGCUCAACUUUCAGCGUGGAAAAUCUGUCAUCUGCCGGACGAAGAGAUGCGUGGAGCUGAGCUGCUCCAAGAUGACGGGCGUGUUAGCUGGGUUCCUCCGAGACAGGGAUGGUUAAAAGCUAACUGUGAUAUAGCGAAUUUUUCGAAUAGUCAAGGAACGGGACUGGGUAUUGUUGUUCGUGACUCCAAUGGUGUUGUGGUGCAAGCGCGUCAAGUCAGACUUAGCUGCAAUAUUUCUCCGCGGGCGGCGGAAGCUAUGGGAAUUCGUGAAGCGCUGAGUUGGUUGAAAGAUUGCCAAAAUUUGAUAAUAGAGUCGGAUGCGAUGGAUGUUAUUUUGGAGAUUAGGAAUCCGGAAUUGUCUGAGGAUAUCCUAAUAGGUGAUUGUGCGUAUUUAGCAAAGCAGUUAAGUAAUGUUAGUUUUAAUUUCGUGAGACGAUCUGCGAAUCAGGCAGCGUAUAUUCUAGCGCAGAAUGCCCGUUCCAUUUCAGGUCAUCAGGAGUGGUACUGUCACUUCCCUGAAUUUCUCACAAAUGUAACUGCUUUGGAUCAUUAA
Mercurialis annua (annual mercury) is the source of this 738-nucleotide messenger RNA. RefSeq lists its product as uncharacterized. NCBI's taxonomy places the organism in Eukaryota, Viridiplantae, Streptophyta, Magnoliopsida, Malpighiales, Euphorbiaceae. Bases 1 to 738 code for a protein of 245 amino acids. Gene Ontology annotation, molecular function: nucleic acid binding; RNA-DNA hybrid ribonuclease activity. The transcript is spliced from 2 exons. The record is from RefSeq and is a predicted model, not a curated record.